This is a messenger RNA of Malaclemys terrapin pileata, 4334 nucleotides long. Its product is annotated as zinc finger protein 850-like. NCBI's taxonomy places the organism in Eukaryota, Metazoa, Chordata, Testudines, Emydidae. The coding region runs from base 268 to 3621 and encodes 1117 amino acids. Gene Ontology annotation, biological process: regulation of transcription by RNA polymerase II. The transcript has 7 exons. Gene Ontology annotation, molecular function: RNA polymerase II cis-regulatory region sequence-specific DNA binding; DNA-binding transcription factor activity. The record is from RefSeq and is a predicted model, not a curated record.
AUUUUGCUUUGUUAUUGUGCAGAUGCAGGUCUUUGUGCUAUUUCAUUCCUAUUUUAACAACAAGUCCUCCUCGCAAAUCUGUGUGUGGGGACUCCUGGGUUCUCGCCCCCAACAAGCCCCUGGCGCUGGUUGGUCCGGUGCAGGGCGCCUCUGUCUCCCGCUGCUGCUGUGCAUCACCCCAUUGCCCUUGACUGCUGGCAGGGGCCGCCGGGACCGGUGACCUUCGAGGAGGUGGCUGUGUAUUUCACCAGGGAAGAGAGGGACGUCAUGCAGGAGAACUAUGAGAAUGUGACUUCGCUGGGGUUUCCCAUUUCCAGACCUGAUGUGAUCUCCCAGCUGGAACAGGGGGAAGAGCCGUGGGUCCCAGACCUCCAGGGUUCAGGGGAAAAAGAGAUCCUAAGACUUCCCUGCACAGCAGGUGAGGUGAUGGUGAGUGAGAAUGAGGUGCAAAAGUCUCAGCAGGAAGAUGCUGCGCAAGUGGAAUCACAUGGAGCAUUAUCGCAAAGAUCCGAAGGGGAUGUGUCCAGGAGUCAUGAGGAGGGACAAUCCUGUGAGAUUCAGCAGACACCAGAGAGAGAGCAGGGAAACCAGCCAGGGGAGAAAUUGGAGAAAUUCAUUUGCUCUCAGGGAACUCACAAGGACCUGAAGGAAACCACAGCCCAGCAGAAAAUCCUCAGGAGAACGAAAAAAAAUACAUGCCCCGAGUGUGGGAAAAACUUUAGUCACUGCUCAACCCUUACUAAACAUCGGAGAACACACAGAGCAGAGAGACCCUUUGAAUGCUGUGAGUGUGGGAAAACCUUCAUUUGGCACUCUCACCUUAUUGCGCAUCAGAGAAUCCACACCAGUGCGAAACGCUAUGAGUACCGUGAGGGUGGGAAAACCUUCACUCCGAACUCAAACCUUAUUGCACAUCACAAAAUCCACACAGGUGAGAAACCUUAUGAGUGUGGCGAGUGUGGGAAAAACUUCACUCAGAGCUCAGACCUUACUACCCAUCAGAGAAUCCAUACAGGGGAGAGACCCUAUGAAUGCCGUGAGUGUAAGAAAAGCUUCAUUAGACGGUCACACCUGAUUACGCAUAAAAGAAUCCACACAGGAGAGAGGCCCUAUGAAUGCUGUGAGUGCGGGAAAAGCUUCACUGCCAGCUCAAACCUUAUUCAGCAUCAGAGGAUCCACACAGGGGAGAGGCCCUAUGAAUGCAGCGAGUGUGGGAAAAGUUUCACUCAGAGCUCAGACCUUACUACACAUCAGAGAAUCCAUACGGGGGAGAGACCCUAUGUAUGCUGUGAGUGCGGGAAAAGCUUCAUUCGACGGUCACACCUGAUUACGCAUCAGAGAAUCCACACAGGUGAGAAACCCUAUGAAUGCUGUGAGUGCGGGAAAAGCUUCACAGCCAGUUCAAACCUUAUUCAGCAUCAGAGAAUCCACACAGGGGAGAGGCCAUACCAAUGUUGCGAGUGUGGGAAAAGCUUCACUCAGAGCUCAGAACUUGCUACACAUCAGAGAAUGCACAAGGGAGAGAGACCCUAUGAAUGCUGUGAGUGUGGGACAAAUUUCACUGACCGCUCCGCCUUUCUCAAUCAUCAGCGAAUCCACACCGGAGAGAGACCCUACGUAUGCUUUGAGUGCGGGAAAACCUUCACUCGGAGCUCAAACCUCAUUACACAUCAGAGAAUUCACACAGGUGAGAAACCCUACGAAUGCAGUGAGUGCGGGAAAAGAUUCACUCACAGCUCAAACCUUAUAACGCAUCAGAGAAUCCACACAGCGGAAAGGCUCUAUCAAUGUGAGUGCGGGAAAAGCUUCACGGAGAGCUCGGCCCUUCUUAAACAUCGGAGAAUCCACGCAGGAGACAAACCCUACAAAUGCUGUGAGUGCGGGAAAACCUUCACUCGGAGCUCCGCCUUUAUCUCUCACGAAAGAAUCCACAUGGGGGAGAGACCCUAUGAGUGCCCUGAGUGCGGGAAAUGCUUCAAUCGCAGCUCAACCCUUAUCAGACACCAGAGACUCCACACGAGGCAGAGACCUUACAAAUGCCCCGAGUGCGGGAAACGCUUUCCUCAGCGCUCAGCCCUUGUUAGCCACCAGAGGAUCCACACUGGGGAGACCCCCUAUCAGUGCUCGGCAUGCGAGAAACGCUUCACUCAGAGCUCAAACCUCAUAGCCCACCAGAGGAUCCACACCGGGGAGCGAGCUUACAAAUGCCAUGACUGUGGGAAAAGCUUCACCAUCAGUUCAAACCUGAUCCGGCAUCAGAGAAUCCACACGGGAGAGACCCCCUACGGAUGCUCUGAGUGUGGGAAAAAUUUCAGUAGCCGCUCAGUUCUUCUUAAACAUCAGAAGAUCCACACAGGAGAGAGACCCUAUGAAUGCCGUGAGUGUCAGAAAAGCUUCACUCACAGAUCAUCCCUUAUUAAACAUCGGAGGAUACACACAGGAGAGAGACCCUAUGCGUGCUGUGAGUGUGGCAAAAACUUCAUUGACAGCUCAGCCCUUAUUAAACAUCAGAAAUUCCAUGCGGGAGAGAGACCCCACGAAUGCAGUGAGUGCGGGAAAAGCUUCACUCAGAGCUCGGACCUCAUUACGCAUCAGCGAAUCCACACAGGAGAGAGACCCUAUGAAUGCAGUGUGUGUGGGAAAAGCUUCACUCAGAGAGCAUCGCUUAUUAAACAUCAGAGAAUCCACACAGGAGAGAGACCCCAUGAAUGCUGUGAGUGCGGGAAAACCUUCACUCAGAGCUCAGGACUUUUUAGACAUCAGAUCAUCCACACCGGGGCGCGAUCCUAUGCAUGCUCUGUGUGUGGAAAAAGCUUCACUCGGCGCUCAAACCUAAUUGUACAUCAGAGAAUCCACACAGGAGAGAGACCCUAUGGAUGCUGUGAGUGCGGGAAAAAAUUCAUUGACAGCUCAUCGCUUAAGAAGCAUCAGAGAAUCCACACGGGGGACAGGCCUUAUGGAUGCUGUGAGUGCGGGAAAACUUUCACUCGCAGCUCAAAUCUCAUUACACAUCAGCGAACCCACACAGGAGAGAGACCCUACGAAUGCUGUGAGUGCGGGAAAAGCUUCACGGACAGCUCUCUCCUUAUUAAACAUCAGAGGAUCCACACGGGGGAGAGGCCCUAUGAAUGUGGUGAGUGUCAGAAAAGCUUCACAGACAGCUCAGACCUUAUUAAACAUCAGAGAAUCCACACCGGAGAAAAGCCCUAUGAAUGUGGUGAGUGCGGGAAAAGCUUCACUGACAGCUCAGACCUGAUUAAACACCAGCGAAUCCACACUGGAGAGAGACCGCAUACAUGCUGUGACUGUGGGAAAAGCUUCACUCAGAGAUCAUGCCUUAUUAAACAUCAGCGAAUCCACACGGGGGAACGACCCUAUGGAUGCGCUGAGUGUGGAAAAAGCUUCACUUGGCGCUCCAACCUUAUUACACAUCAGAAAAUCCACACAGGGGAGAGACCCUAUGGGUGCCGUGAGUGUGGGAAAAAAUUCAUAGACAACUCAGCACUUUUGAAACAUCAGAGAAUCCACAUGGGAGCCAGACCUUAUGAAUGCAGCGAGUGCGGGAAAAACUUCACUCGGAGCUCCAAUCUUAUUAGACAUCAGAGGCUCCACACCUCAUAGAGACACUCUAGAUGCUCUGAGUGUGGGAAAAAUGUCUAUCGUUACUUAUCGGGCCAACCGAUUUUUUUCUGCUGCCCUAGCAUGGUUAGGGGUGAAGGGUUUAACCUUGAACUCUUUUUUUUUUCUUCUUGUUUUAACUUUUUCUUCAACCCUUUUCAGACUACGACUUUUUCGAAUUGCAUCCACUUUUGCUUUUUUAACAUGGCUUGAGAGCCCAGCUUUGUCUUUUACAUUCCCCGUGAUCUGUGUCGGUUUUAUUUGGGGAUUUUUUUUAGUCAGGCUGUAACUUUUUUUUCCCCUUUGCUUUUUAUUGUUUGCUGUUUUAAUUUAGACAGUUCUUGCCUCAGCCUGUGACAUUUUUGCUUACUAGGACAUACCUACUUUUCCUUUGCCAUGAUUUGCGUGGCCUGAGUUACACGGGUGAUGCGGAGGGUAUUUGGAUUUGACUUCAGGCUUAUUUUUUCCUUGACCAGGCUACCAGCCUGAGCCCUGAGUUCCAGUAAUGGAAUGUAUUCGUAAAUCGACUUGUUGACUAUGUCACAGGGAAAUUACAGGUUGCUACCCUACCCUGCAGUUCUUCCCUUUUGCACAGGAAACCAACCAACAAACCAUUUGUGCCAUCAUCCCCUUCUCUCCACCACUCCUGGUUGGCUUGCCAAAUCUGUUACUCACGGGUUUUAGAACCCAAAGCACUGGUAACUCAACUGGUUCUU